Messenger RNA from Eimeria acervulina, 5334 nucleotides. RefSeq lists its product as hypothetical. Lineage: Eukaryota; Apicomplexa; Conoidasida; Eucoccidiorida; Eimeriidae. The transcript has 11 exons. The record is from RefSeq and is a predicted model, not a curated record. Bases 1 to 5334 code for a protein of 1777 amino acids.
AUGCCUCGUUCAGUGGCUGGUUUUGGCCGCAAUAACGCAGCGACAGGAAGUGCGGCGACGAUGGCGGAAGAGGACUUCUUCUCUCUGCUUCUCAGCAACCACAUUGGAGGAGGUAGUGGGAUGCCUCCUGACGAGCAACAGCAGCAGCAGCGCUUCUUGCAAAAACAGCAGCGCCGAUCACGGCUGCAGCAGAGGGGGAAACAGCGGAAUGAGCAGCACUUCCGUGGCAUUACUAAGAGCAACUGCUCAGAUGGUAGCGAUGUGAAGGACGUUCUCCAAAGGCAAGUCCGUCCGCCUUAUCAUGCGUCGACAGCAGCACAUGGGGCUGUAGAGGCUGGUGCUGCAAAUACAGUGACUGCAAGUGCAGAGAGAUGGCAGCUGCUGCAGGGGGAACAGGUGCAGCAGUUGCAACGAAGUCGGUGGCAGACAGGAAUAGACAGUUUUCUGGAACGUCAGCGCGGGCGGCACCCUCUGCCACACCGUCAGAAACAACUCCAGCGACACCGGCAGAGGAUCCUGAGCCGACAAGUUAUUGCCCGCUGCAAAGGUGAUUCCCAACCGAUUAGUCGCACAAGCAGUAGUAGCAACGAUUCCAGGAGGUCGAAAUACUCGAAGCAGAGGGCGCUAAAUUGCUCUUCGCGCCUAAGGAGAGGCAGCUGCACAGGCACUGCAAGGCGCCGCAACAGUAGCAUUACCAGCGGCAGCUGCAACAAGAGGGGCACAGUCAGCGGCAAGCUCAGGAGAAGCAGUCGGGAGCCCCACUGUAGUAUCAGCGCAGGUACUGACGACACAGGUAGAGGGCAGAAACCAGCACGCCAUCUUAGAGCAAGCAGCAGCUGCAGGUGCAGUAAUAUAAACAGCAGCAGGAGCUGCUGCAGUAGACGUGCGUCUAGUAGGUCGCUUGCUGGACCGUGGGUGCAGCAGCAGCACCAGGACGCGAAGGAGCAGCAUGAGAUGCAAUCUCAGCAACAAAAGCAGCAGCGGCUGCAGCAGCAAGGAUUCCAUAGCGACAGCAGCAGAAGCAGCGAAGACUCUUUUGCAUCUCUCAUUUCCCGUAGUCGCCGCCUUCUGUUAGGGGGAUCGAGAAGCCUAGGGCAGCAGCAGCAGCACAUACGGCGGCAGCGGCAACCUGAACAGUUACUGCAGCCUAGACGACCGCAGUCGCAGUCUCGAUUAUUGCAGUCUGAUGACCUAGCAGGUUGGAAGGAGAGACAAACGCAGCAGCAGAACCACAGCAGCACCAACAGAAGCACCAGUUGCAGAUCAUUCAACAGCACCAACAACGUCAGCCGCAAGAAAGACGAUGCAAGCGCCACCAGGGAACGUAACUGUAGCGUAGACUCACCUCCGGAGUCCUUUCGCCAUUCCAGAGAUCCGCAGGACGAUGCCGGUUGGCCCGAGCAGCAGCAGAGAGCGGCGCAGCAGGAAGGAGGAGGACACCGACAGCAGCAGCAGGAAGAGCAGGGAAAGAAGCUUCGAGACGUGGAAGAUGCAAUACGGCAGGCAAGACUGCUGCUGCAACAGCAGCAGCAGCAACAGCAGAAACUCAAGGAGUUACAGGCGCAACAGCUAUUGCUGCAGAAACAGCAGCUGCAUCACCAAAAAGGCGAGAAAGAGCUGAGGGAGUGGCAUCAAGAGCUGCAGCAGGAUUCCAGGGAGCAGCAGCAGCGGCAGCGGGUGAUCGUCUCCCAACAACAGCAAAAGUGUCUCACUGCUGCUGCAGCUGCUGCUGUUGGUGCGUUGCAGCAACAGCUCCAGCUUCUCCGAGUUGGAGCAGCUGCAGCCGCAGCAGCUCAGGCAGCUGCAGCGCAUGACAUACAGAAGCAGGAACUGCAGAAGAGCAUCACAUUGCUGCAACUGGAGCUGCAGAGCACUGUGGGUGCUAAGCAACAACAGGAAAAGCUUCAAGAGGAACAACGUGAAGCAGCAGCAGCGGCAGCAGCGCAAGAAGUUGAGGAGCGCCUAAGGCACCAGCACUCGAUGCACCAACAAUACACGGAGCAGAUCCAAGAGCUCCAGUGUGCCCACCAGAAAAAGAUACAGGAAGUCCAACAGCAGCAUCAAAGGCAGCUGCAGCAGCAGCUCCUUCAGCAGCAACAAGCAGCCAGGAGCGAAAGAGAACAGCUGCAGCAGCAACUACAGGAGGCUCAAGAAGCACUAGAAACACUCAGACUACAGAGAGAAGAUGAAAAGGCAGAAAAGGACAAGCUGCAGCGAGCCGAGGCAGCCGAGUUGCGGCGAAUGAAGGAAAGCAACAUCCUCCUUCGCCAGCAGAUGCAGCAGCAGGAGCAACAGAUACAGCAGCAGCAGCAGCAGCUGAACUUGCUGCACGAGCAGACCGAGAAAGAUGCGCAAGAGCGGCGGGAGAAGCAGCAACAGCAGGAACAGCAAAUGCUGCAGGCUGUGGCGCAGCUGAACGCAGCUGCCUCUCAUAAAGAGGCCAGACUGCAGAGUCUGCAGCGCGAGAAAGAAGCCGACAAACUACAACUGGAGAGGGAGAAGCAAAUGGUACUGCUGCAGUCUGAGGAGCUGGAAGAAGCACGCCAACGGCUUGCUGCAGCAAUCUCACAGCAGCAGCAGCAACAGCAGACUCUCCAUGAGCAGCAACACCAGCUCUUACGGUUGCAGCGGCAGCACCAGCAGCAAAAAGACGAAAUCGCAACACUGCAACAGCAGCUGCAACAACUGCAACAACAGAAUGAAGCUGCUGAGCGGGAACACGAAGAGCGAUAUGCACACCUCCAGGCUGAGUCAAGCCAGCGGUUACAACAGUUACUGCAGCAGGAGAAGCAGCUGCGGCGGGAGAUUGCGGCGCAGCGCGAGUUGUUUCGGAAAGGCAGUAGCAGCACAGACGAGCUGCUGCUUGCAAAGCACGAGCUAACUACGUUAAAGCACGAAUUGCAGGAAUUACUAGCUGAGGAAACAGGAAAGCGCGAGGCCUUACACCGACAAAAUGAGCAGCAAAAGCAGGAAAUUGCCACAAAGCAGCAGCUUCUGCGCUGUCUCAUGCAGGAGAAGGCGGCGCUGGAGGCGCAACUGUCUCAACUGCAGCAACAGCAGCAGCAACAAGAACAACAAUACAAGGACGCGUGCAAGCAGCACGUAGCACAGACCCUUCAGCUGCAACAGCAGCGAGAGGAAGAGCAGCAGAAGACACAACAACUACAGGGCAAACUGGAGCAACAGCAGCAGGAGUUGCUACUCCAGCAACAAAAACUCGGCUGUCUGGCGCGCCAGAACAAGGAAAAGGAGCACCAGAUGCUGUUGCUACGUCGGGAAGAAGCAGCGCUUUAUGAGCGUCUAGAUUCAGAGUCAGCAACAGCGACAAAGCUGAGAGAAGCACUAUCUACGGCACAGCAGACGGUACAACAGCAGAGACAGCAGCUGCUGCAGCUGCAGCAGGCGUGCAUGAAAGGAGGAGAACGGGUUGACGAGGAGCUUCUGAAACAAACGAACCCAAACACGCCUGCGGUGGCGGGAGCCAUGGUUGCUGCUGCUAUUGACACCGUAGCAGAUCCAUCUGCCUCAUCGCUUACCUUUGAUUCUACGAAGGCUAAAUGCGUAGGCGAAGCCGUUGUAACAGAUGCACUAACGGUGAAUCGGACGACGGACAGCACGCAUUCUCUAGGCGCUGUGCUGCUGCAGAAGCUGCCGCGAGAAAUUCUUGACCCGUCGACGGCCAAGGAUGACGGGCAACAGCAACAAAAACACAACUCAGAAGCACCUAAGCAAAGCCGACAGAGUAGCGCCGAUACGUGUGACACAGAACUACAUGCCGAUGGCAAUUCCAGCGGCUGCAGCAUCCACGCUGCGCACGAAGAGCAAAGCAACAGAAGAAGCAGCAGCAGCAGCUCCAUCCGAACGAGAAGUGCAGGAAGCGACAGGAGCAACUGCAUUAGUUGUGGCAGCAGCAAGUUCAGGAGUUCUUUUAGCCUCUUCCGCCGUAGGGGUAAAACCAGGCGUAGCGACAUGGGCUGCAGCACGGAGGUGCACUCGCAGCAGCCACUGCAACCCGAAGACACACCUCGAUUCGGUCCAGCAGCGUAUCUGCUGCAAAAAUUGUCUAACCCCCCACUUUCACGCGACACAGAGAAAGAGCCGACGCAGCAACCGACGGAAGCAUCAGCAGGAAGCUUGAACAUGGGCAACGCUUGCGGCAGCAAGGAGAGCAGUGGAGGCAACCACCUUGCGGUGCUGCAACGCGAGCUGAGUGGAGUCAGUAGGUCGAUAUUCGCUGCUAGAAAACGUAUGAGGCAGGUGCAGCAGCAGCGGCAGAAUGUGUGGCGGCAGCGCCAAAUCCUUGAAAGACAGCAGCAAAAGCGACAGCAAGAAGAGGCUGAAAUAUAUGAGCUGCUGGCGCGACAGUCAUGCUGCUGUGAAAUAGCGUAUCAAGAUCUCCUACAGCAAAGCAUCAGGUUUGCUUCGGCUGUCAGAAACAAGCAGAAGCUUGAGGCUGCUGCUGCUGCCUUGGCUCCCCCGGGGGACCCUGCAUUCGCAGCAACGGAAUGUGUGGCUGCUAAUAUAGAAGCACGAGCUGAUGACGCAGCGCACGGCCACUUUGAAGGUUUUUUUGCUGCUUCACAGGAAGCAGACAACGAAGAGGCACUGCGUAUUCUGCUGGGUGCAGCAGGCAGGAGCAAAGUGCGUGCUGCAAUUCAGUAUUGGACAAGGGAAGCAAGCAGCGCCAAGUGGAUACUGCAGCGCGCGCAUGCGGAGAGAGAUACAGCAGCAAACACUAGGCAGGAUGCUCAGCAACAGUUGCAGCAGCUGCAGCAACGAGCAGACGCAGAAAGGCAGCAACUGCACCAGCUGCAGCAGGAGGAGCUUGCACUGCAGUCGGAGGAGAUGCUAUGUGGGGACGAGCUCCGGAAUUUAGCCAGCAAGGAACAGCAGCUGCUACUACAAUCCCGUCAAGGACACAACCGCAGCAGCAGCAGAAGCUGCAGUAGAGUGCUUCCUUCAAGGACGCGCACACACUCUUCCAACAGCAGCAGAAGCAGCAGCAAAAGCGGGACAGGCGGAAGUCGUAGUGCUUCAGCAGAGCCGCAUACCCGGAGCAGCUGCAGCAGAGCGAAGUGCAGUGAACUCCCUUCGUUAUCUUCUUCCGCUGCUUCUGAUGACGGAGAAACCAGCAGCGGCAGAGGCCUGAGAGCCCUAGAUUCUCUCGAAAAGCUGUUGCAGCAGCACAGCAUGUUUCCCGUGUCCCCUUCGCUGGCGCAUGGAGAUCCAGAUGUGGCAGCAGAAGCAGCAGCAGCGGGAGUUAUGGAUACGGAGCAUUCCCGCAGCACAUUUUGCUCCUUCUGGGUGCAGCUUGAAGACAGCUCGGGGCUCUAG